CAGGUUCCUGGAGGGCGCGACGUUCGGCAUGAUGGGCGUGGCGGCGAGGACCUACAUCGUGGAGAUCGCCGACACCGAGAUCCGCGGGUCGGCGUCCGUCGUGGUGAACCUGAUGAUGCAGGUCGGCAGCGUGUCCGUGCUCGCCCUCGGCAUCCCGCUCAGGUGGUACCAGGUGUCCUUCGUCAGCAUGGGCAUCCUCACCUGCUACUGCCUCCUGCUGGUUCCCUCCUUGCCCGAGAGCCCCACGUACCUGGUCGUGACCAACAAGGAGGAGGAAGCGAAGGGCGUCCUCCGUCGCCUGCGCGGCCCGGCGGUCGACAUCUCCAAGGUGCUGCAGAACCUGAAGAAGCAGAACGAGGCCCUCCAGAACAGCGUCGGCUGGGGGUUCCUCCUGAAGCGGGACAUCCUGCGGCGGGAGCUGGUCCUCUUCGGGCUGUUCCUGAUCGCGAACUUCACGGGCGUGCAAGUCAUCAAGGCCAACACGGCGAGGAUGCUGGCGUCCUCGGGCUUCGCUCUCGACGGCAAGCUCAGCGCCAUCCUCGUCACCUUCGUCCUCUUCGUCGGCAACUUCCUCAUGCUCCUCCUCCUGGACCGCGUGGGGCGUCGCCGGUGCUUGGUGCUCUCCCUCUGCCUGCUGCUGGUCGCCUACGCCAUCCUGGGCUCCUUCACGUUCUACAGCCAACAGGACGCGGUGCUCCCGGUAGAAGUAGAGCUCUCUGUGUUCGCGGAGGCUAACUCGACCGUGGAAUAUUUCUACGAGAACACGCCGGCGGAGACUUCCUGGAGCUGGGUCCCCCUGGCGUGCCUCAUGCUGGCGGCCUUCGGGCAGAGCAUGGGCUCGGGACCCAUCCCCUGGAUCCUCUCGCCCGAGUACUUCCCCACCGCCAUCAGGUCGCAGGCGAUGUGCAUCUGCACCCUGAUGGGCAGCAUACAGUCCUUCGCCAGCCUGCAGCUGUUCAGUCCCAUGCAGAACCUACUGACGGAGGCCGGGCUCUACUGGACCUACAGCUGCACAGCCGGCGUUGGGAUAGUGUACACGCUGCUCUUCAUUCAGGAGACCAGCGGCGCGUCUGUAGGCUGAACAGCUGAUCGUGUGAAAUAGGUUUGUGAUUUAUAUUCCUUGGAGUGAAUAUAAUUUGGAUAUUUUUAUAUCAGACAGAGGUUUUAUGUAUUUAAUUUUGCGUAUCACACAUAGACAGACACACACACACACACGCACACGCACACGCACACACACACACACA
Molecule: messenger RNA, 1244 nt
Organism: Penaeus indicus
Lineage: Eukaryota; Metazoa; Arthropoda; Malacostraca; Decapoda; Penaeidae
Product: facilitated trehalose transporter Tret1-2 homolog
Exons: 3
Coding region: 29-1081 (350 amino acids)
Biological process (GO): transmembrane transport
Cellular component (GO): membrane
Molecular function (GO): transmembrane transporter activity
Source: RefSeq, a predicted model, not a curated record